AAUACAUCUGAGGCAAUUCCUGAAUAUGUCAAUUUAGAAGAAAAAGAUACUUGCACAGCAAAUACUAAAAAUAAGAUCGUUGAAGUUAAAAAUUUAAUGAAUAUAGAUAAUGAUGAAAACUUUGACACUACCACUAUAAUACCUGAUAAUUAUGAAAACUUUGACACUACCACCA
Ambispora leptoticha is the source of this 175-nucleotide messenger RNA. The record is from the annotation of a GenBank genome assembly. NCBI's taxonomy places the organism in Eukaryota, Fungi, Glomeromycota, Glomeromycetes, Archaeosporales, Ambisporaceae.